CACAACUACAGCCCUGGAAACCCUGUCCUGACGUCAGCCUACGCUCUUCACCUGUACUGUAAGCUAGAGACUCGUUAGCAGUGGCAUUAUGGGAAAUGAAGUGAAGGUGUGUGUGUCCUUUUCCACGCAUGUUUAUGGGCUGCUGGUUUACUCUGAAACGCUGCUGUUUCUCUAGGGCUCCUGGAUGGCAGACGUGUGACUCAGCUUGAUGAUGUGAUCAUAGAAACAUGGGCUCACUGCUGUCUGCGUGUGGAAUUAACGUGAAGAAAAAGAAAGUCGAAGAGGAGAGGCGUUUGCGAGCUAAUGACAGAGAAUUCAACCUGUCAUUUAAAUAUGCAAACAAUGCCAUCAAGACCUCCAAGUACAACGUCUUCACCUUCCUCCCUCUCAAUCUGUUUGAGCAGUUUCAAAGACUGGCCAACGCUUACUUCGUCUUUCUUCUCAUCUUACAGCUGAUUCCUCAGAUCUCGUCUCUGUCCUGGUUCACUACUGUGGUUCCUCUGCUGCUGGUGUUGUCUAUAACUCUAGCCAAAGAUCUCUCUGAUGAUAUUACCAGACACAAGAAUGACAAACAAGUCAACAACAGAAAAAUAGAAGUGCUCAUUGAUGGAGAGUUGAAGACUGAAAAAUGGAUGAAUGUUCAAGUGGGUGACAUUGUGAAGCUGGAAAACAAUGAGUUUGUCACAGCUGAUCUGUUGUUGCUGUCUAGCAGUGAACCAUUGAACCUCAUUUACAUUGAGACGGCUGAACUGGAUGGAGAGACAAACCUGAAGGUGAAACAGGCUCUGACGCUCACAGGAGAGCUGAGCAAUGACAUCCAGAGACUGGCAGCAUUCAAGGGAGAGGUGCGUUGCGAGCCUCCAAACAACCGUCUGGAUAAGUUCACAGGGACGCUGGCGGUGGGAGGAGAGACGUUUGCUCUGGACAAUGAGAGGAUUCUGUUGAGAGGAUGUACGCUCAGAAACACAGAGUGGUGCUUCGGCCUGGUGCUGUUUGGAGGUCCAGACACAAAGCUCAUGCAGAACUCUGGCAAAUCUAUCUUUAAGAGGACCAGCAUUGAUCAUCUCAUGAAUGUCCUGGUGUUGUUUAUUUUUGGUUUUCUAGCCUUCAUGUGCACCAUCCUGUCGAUCGGGAACGCCAUCUGGGAAUAUCAAGAAGGCAAUUCCUUCAUUGUUUUCCUGCCCAGGGCUGAUGGGGCAAACGCAUCUCUAUCAGCGUUUCUCACCUUCUGGUCUUACGUCAUCAUCCUCAACACUGUCGUGCCAAUCUCUCUCUAUGUCAGUGUGGAGAUUCUUCGUCUGGGCAACAGCUACUUCAUCGACUGGGACCGUAAAAUGUACCAUGUAAAGAGUGACACCCCAGCGCAGGCCAGAACGACCACGCUGAACGAGGAGCUGGGUCAGAUCAAAUAUAUCUUCUCUGAUAAGACAGGAACAUUGACCCAGAACAUCAUGACCUUCAACAGGUGCUCCAUUAAUGGCAAAUCAUACGGUGAGGUUGUGGACUUUGCCGGGCAGAGGGUUGAAGUCACUGAGAAGACAGAGAGGGUUGAUUUCUCCUGGAAUUUACUUGCCGACCCAAAGUUUUUUUUCCAUGACCACAAGCUGGUGGAAGCAGUGAAGUUGGGUUCUCCGGAGGUCCAUGCCUUCUUCCGUCUGCUGGCGCUGUGCCACACGGUCAUGCCUGAGGAGAAAACGCAGGGAGAGCUCUUUUACCAGGCUCAGUCUCCAGAUGAGGGGGCUCUGGUCACUGCAGCGAGAAAUUUUGGCUUUGUUUUUCGUGCUCGUACCCCAGAGACCAUCUCAGUGGUGGAGAUGGGUAUAGAAACCACCUAUGAGCUGCUGGCAGUGCUGGACUUCAACAAUGUCCGCAAGAGGAUGUCCGUUAUUGUUCGUAAUCCAGAGGGCAAGCUGACACUGUACUGUAAAGGAGCCGACACAAUUAUCUACGAGAGGCUGCAUCCAUCAUGCUCCAAAGUCAUGGAGGUCACCACUGAACAUCUCAACGAAUAUGCUGGAGAGGGUCUGAGGACUCUGGCUCUGGCCUAUAAAGACUUGGAUGAAGACAAGUUUGCGGAAUGGAGACGGCGCCACCAUGAGGCCAGCAUCGCACUGGAGGACCGUGAGGAAAAGCUGGAUGCUGUUUAUGAAGAAAUCGAGAAAGAUUUGUUGCUUAUUGGUGCGUCUGCUGUUGAAGAUAAACUUCAAGAUGGAGUGCCGCAGACCAUUGAGCAGCUCGCCAAAGCUGACAUCAAGAUUUGGGUGUUGACUGGAGACAAGCAGGAGACGGCUGAGAACAUUGGGUAUUCUUGUAAUAUGCUCAGAGAGGAAAUGACUGAAAUCUUCAUAGUGGCUGCCAACACAGCAGAGGAAGUGCGAGAGGAGCUUGUAAAUGCCAGAAAAAAGAUGUCACCAGAAUCAGGGGAUGAGCCACCCAUGGAGAAGAGCAGAUUUCUGGGUAAAAAAUCUCAGGUGGUGGAAGAUGAGAAAGUUGAUGGGGAAUAUGGACUGGUGAUUAACGGCCACAGCCUGGCAUUCGCUUUGCAGAAGGAUAUGCAGGUGGAGCUGUUGCGGACGGCGUGUAUGUGCCAAACGGUCAUCUGCUGCAGGGUUACUCCUCUACAGAAAGCUCAAGUGGUGGAACUAGUCAAGAAACAUAAGAAAGCUGUGACUCUCGCUAUUGGAGAUGGAGCCAAUGAUGUCAGCAUGAUCAAAUCUGCCCACAUUGGUGUUGGCAUUAGCGGGCAGGAGGGCAUGCAGGCUGUUUUGUCCAGUGACUUCUCCUUCGCCCAGUUUCGUUACCUCCAGCGCCUCCUGUUGGUUCACGGCCGCUGGUCAUAUCUGCGCAUGUGCACGUUUCUCCGCUACUUCUUCUACAAGAACUUCACCUUCACCUUUGUCCACUUCUGGUACGCCUUCUUCUGUGGCUUCUCUGCACAGACUGUCUAUGAUGAGUGGUACAUCACACUCUAUAACCUGGUGUAUACGGCAUUACCAGUCCUUGGCAUUAGUCUCUUUGAUCAGGAUGUGAACGACCGCUGGAGUUUCCAGUAUCCUCAGUUGUACGCACCGGGUCAGAUGAACCAGUAUUUCAGUAAGAUGGCCUUUGCUAAGAUCCUGCUGCACAGCUGCUACAGUUCACUCAUCCUCUUCUUCGUCCCAUGGGCUGCCUUGUGGGACACCGUCAGAGAUGAUGGGAAAGACAUUGCGGAUUAUCAGUCCUUCGCCCUGCUGGCACAGACCUGCCUGCUCAUCGCCGUUAGUGUGCAGCUGGGUUUGGACACGUACUACUGGACGGCAGUGAAUCAUUUCUUCCUGUGGGGAAGUCUGUCUGUGUAUUUUGCCGUCACCUUCACCAUGUACAGCAACGGCAUGUACUUGAUCUUCACCUCUUCUUUUCCUUUCAUUGGCACUGCAAGAAACUCCCUAAACCAGCCGAAUGUGUGGCUCACCAUCUUCCUGACCACCAUAUUGUGUGUUCUGCCCGUGGUGGCCAAACGCUUCCUCUUCAUACAAUUCAAGCCCACCAUCAACGACAAGGUGCGUCAUAAGGUCAAACAGGCUAAAGCUGAGCCUCCGCCGCCGCCUCGUAGAUUCCCUCGCAGGAGAAUCAGCACACGGCGAUCUGGUUAUGCUUUCUCUCACGCCCGCGGUUAUGGAGACCUGGUCACCUCUGGACGCUUCCUGCGGAUCCCGGUUAAAAGCAGACCGGCUCUUUUCCCUAAAAAUGAGUCUCCGGUGGCCGACAGCACACCUCAGACAUACAGAAGCAUCUUCGAGGAGACGCAGAACCCAUAAACCACCAACAAGACAAGCUGGAUUUCACCUCCACCACUGGUGUUAUUUAAAGAAGUGUUUGCUGAGAUAUUCUUAGCGGGGGUUAAAAAUAUUUCACAGAUGAGUAAGUGAGAUUGUAAAGCUGUGAGAAACGGGUUUUAGCUGUGAGCGGUUGAUGAAAAUCAUGUCAUCAGAGACUUGAGGAUUCUGAACGUUAUAUUAACAUCUACACACAAACAAUCGGUCCAUGUUAAGAGCAAAGGAUGUAAUUCAUGUGGUUGAAAGAAUAAGUUUUUUUUUUCAGAUAUUUUUAUUUUCUGUUAGUCUGCCCACACAAAGAUGCCUAGAGAUAAAAUGAGAUUAUUACAUAAAGGGUGCAUUAAAGCAGAUUUUAAUUGUGUUUGACAGUUUUAUAUGCAAAUG
Molecule: messenger RNA, 4199 nt
Organism: Danio aesculapii
Lineage: Eukaryota; Metazoa; Chordata; Actinopteri; Cypriniformes; Danionidae
Gene: atp8b5b
Product: ATPase phospholipid transporting 8B5b
Exons: 28
Coding region: 228-3797 (1189 amino acids)
Biological process (GO): phospholipid translocation; Golgi organization
Cellular component (GO): plasma membrane
Molecular function (GO): ATPase-coupled intramembrane lipid carrier activity; magnesium ion binding; ATP binding
Source: RefSeq, a predicted model, not a curated record